AUGUCUUCAGAAACUCCUCCUCCUCCUCCAAAGGUCGAAUAUCCCACCAGCAUCGACAAACCUGAGCUUACAACAGGUGACAACCACACAGUUGGUGUUGACUACAACAAUGGCGCCAGCUACGUCGACACAACUACAAAUCAGCCAAUUCAUGACUCUGAAGUUCACACAAGAUUCUCUGGGUAUGGUGAUAGUGACGAUGGGGAUAGUGGUGGGAUCGUGGAGGAGAUUGUUGAUGCUGUGACGGAUAGUUGUGUGUCUGCUGUUCUCAUCUUUUCAUCUAUCUGCACCGGAAGACACUCUGUCAUUUUCGCUAAGUCUAAAACACUCAUUCGAUCGUUUUUGGCCCCUACUGUGCGUUCUUGUGCCUGA
Messenger RNA from Fusarium fujikuroi IMI 58289, 372 nucleotides. RefSeq lists its product as uncharacterized. NCBI's taxonomy places the organism in Eukaryota, Fungi, Ascomycota, Sordariomycetes, Hypocreales, Nectriaceae. The coding region runs from base 1 to 372 and encodes 123 amino acids. The record is from RefSeq and is a predicted model, not a curated record. The transcript is spliced from 2 exons.